Mycotypha africana is the source of this 762-nucleotide messenger RNA. RefSeq lists its product as uncharacterized. The record is from RefSeq and is a predicted model, not a curated record. Bases 43 to 636 code for a protein of 197 amino acids. Lineage: Eukaryota; Fungi; Mucoromycota; Mucoromycetes; Mucorales; Mycotyphaceae. The transcript has a single exon.
CAUUUUUCUAACUAACAACUGAAUAAACAUUUACUUUGCAUCAUGCCACUAUUAUCCUCAGACGAAGCAGAUAAAAGCUUUAUGAGCAUGCUAACAAACCCCAUCAUCAAUCCCGGGCCUCAACAACAACAGCAACUACAACAACCCACAAAAACAAAUCAAAUGUCCUCAACCGGCCCAGAAGCACUGUCAAAAAGCAGUGAUGAAAGCGGCCACUAUUCCAAAUUAGUACGGCAUUCGAAAGAAUUGUUGACUCAAUCUGCCAAAGACAAAUACCUUACUUCAGAAUCAGACGAACCGUUUGAAUGGAUCUAUGCGACACCUAUUGAUGACAACAUGAAAUCAUUGCCUACUUCUGAGGAAGAAUUGAUGGAAAUGGGUUUGAUCAAUAUGAGUACCAAGGAACACGGUUUCAAGACAAAGACCCUCGAUGACUUUUUCCAGCAUAAUAAAGAGGAUUACAAAGAAAUUAUAGAAGCGUUUAAUGAGCUUAAAAAUCAAUAUGAUGCAGAAGAGACAAAGGUGUAUUUGAUCGGCGAGAUGUCUAUUCAAGUGUUGAUAUUGUCACUUAUAAAAGAUCAAGAGACAUCGAAAAAGGCCAUUGUAGGCUUGAAGAGUUUACUGGUACAGACAUAGAAUUAAAUCUACUUUGUAUAAUAUGAUCAAUAAAAUAAUAGCAGCGUGUUCGUUUGUUCGAAACACUGUCUUUAAUGAUCGCUUAAGUUUUGUCGUGUAACGAAAACCCCUUUUCCUGAUCUGUAG